Messenger RNA from Penicillium canescens, 723 nucleotides. RefSeq lists its product as uncharacterized. The record is from RefSeq and is a predicted model, not a curated record. NCBI's taxonomy places the organism in Eukaryota, Fungi, Ascomycota, Eurotiomycetes, Eurotiales, Aspergillaceae. Bases 1 to 723 code for a protein of 240 amino acids. The transcript has 2 exons.
AUGCUCAGUUCGACCUUGCGUCUCAAAGGAGAGCAGUCCAACUCACAACAGAUGGACUCUUUGAGACUGACACUCCUCUCAGCGCUCAGUAACUCCAAAUCGUAUCAAAAGUGCCUGCAAGAUGGUCAUAGUCUUGCACGAUUCAUGAAUAUACCGCUCAUGAGCGAUAUACUUGCGGAGAAGGUUUCCUAUUUGUUCAGUGAAAUUCGCCCGCACCUUCGAGACAGCGAGGACAAAGACAGCGAAAACUGUAUCAGUUGGAUUGAUGUGGUUCGUGAGGACCCAUGUCAGGUUGAGCAGCAUAAUGAGAAAUAUCGUUUUCGUCUACCCAAUCGACGGGGAGUGUUCGAAAUGACUCAGUUUGACUACGACUUGAUUCUUUCAGGGCUUCCUCGAAAGCUUAUUAAUCCACAAAUGCAUACUGGCGAUAUCCUUGCGGAAAUAAGCGCAGUUGAUGUAGUGACAUCAGAAAUGAGAGCAUGGAGAGGUGUGGCGGCAGAAAUCAGUGAGACCAUUGACGAUACGCUCCAUCGACUGAGUGAAAGGCUCAUCUAUCUUGAAGAUUUAGAUGUCCCUGAAUGCUUGUUUCAGGAGCCUCUAGUAGCUUUGCCUGGUGCCAACGUGGAAAGUGGCACGCCUGUUCACGGGUCCAAUAGUGCUCCAAUGACUAGGUCCAAUGGCACGAAAAGGACAUGUGAGCCUCACUUGGAAAACCAAUCUUGA